This is a messenger RNA of Eurytemora carolleeae, 1358 nucleotides long. RefSeq names its product ribosomal RNA processing protein 36 homolog. Bases 81 to 1325 code for a protein of 414 amino acids. The transcript is spliced from 9 exons. The record is from RefSeq and is a predicted model, not a curated record. Lineage: Eukaryota; Metazoa; Arthropoda; Copepoda; Calanoida; Temoridae. Gene Ontology annotation, cellular component: nucleolus; 90S preribosome. Gene Ontology annotation, biological process: maturation of SSU-rRNA from tricistronic rRNA transcript (SSU-rRNA, 5.8S rRNA, LSU-rRNA).
AGCGCACGAGGGUAGUUUUGUAAAUAAUAAUUCAGCUUAGCUAUCAAUCUUAACACUUGACAGAAUAUUUGGAAAUUUCAAUGUCUAAAAAGAAAAGUUCUGGAACCGGUUUUGUCUUCGAUGAUGACACAUCAGAUUCGGAUGAUGAAAUCGACGCUUUCAGGUCAACAGUGAAAAAGAUUUCUGGCAAAAAUUCUCAAAUCUCUGAAGAUCUAAAUCCAGAAGAUGAUGAACUGGAAGAGUCGGACGAAGAUGAUGAUUUUGAAGAAUCCGAUGAUGAGGAAGGGAAUGAAAAGUUGAUAAAAGAUGAUUCUGUGAUAAAAUCUAAAUUGACAACUCUGGGUUUAAUGUUAAACAACAUUAAAGCUCAGGAAAGUGAUGAAGAGGAAGAAAGUGAAGAAGAAGAUGAUGAUGAUGAUACCGAUGCGAGUGAUGGGGGAGAGGAGAAUGGCGAUAAUAAAGCCGAUACUGCACAAGAUGAAAAUGAUGAUAAAGAAGAACAAACUGAUGAUUCUGAAGAUGUAGAAACAAAUGAUGAAUCAGAUGAUGAAUCAAAGAAGAAUAUUAAAAUAAAAACCCAGAAAUCCGUGAAAAGAGCCGCAGUAGAUGAUAAACGGAAUACUAAGCGCGUGAAGGUUCUCACAGAAGAAGAAGAACGUGAAAAAUACAGAAAUAAAUUGUCAAAACUCUCAGUUGAGGAAAUCCUCUCAAUACAGAAUAGUUUGGGAAGUAAAGUGUUCAAUGAUCGUUGGGAGGGAGGAAAGAAAAAGACGAAAAUAGAUCAGAAAAAAUCUGAGUUUAAACGAGAGAAUAAGAACAGACCCAGAGAAAUUUCAUCAAAGAUUCGAGUUCCUAAGCUAGUAAAAGUUGUCCAGGCGAGUAAGGAGGAAAAAAGAGAUCCUAGGUUUGACCCUCUGUGUGGAGAAUUCGAUAAAGCCAGUUUUAGGAAAUCUUACCAGUUCUUAAAUAAAGUUAAAGAAAAUGAACUUAACAUUUUGAAGACACAACUAAAGAACGCUCAGGGAGAGGAGCGUAGUAAGCUCAAAUACCUGAUUCAACGAACUGAGAACCAACUUCGGUCGGAGAACCAACGAAUCGUGAAGGAGACGGAGGAAGGAGUUGUCCGACAAGAACACAAGGCUGCUCUAACCAGAGGAGAAAAACCAGUUUUCAAAUCAAAGAAAACUCAACGCGAAGAGGAGAUUGUAAAAUCUUACGAGGAGUUGAAGGAGAAGGGAAAAUUAGAUAAUUUCAUCAGGAAGAAGAAUAAAAAGAAUACGUCGAAGGAUAGAAAAAAUUUGGGGAAAGCUUACGACAAAUCCUAGUUCAAGUUAUAUGCUAUAAAUAUUUAUUUCAGA